Molecule: messenger RNA, 1581 nt
Organism: Drosophila novamexicana
Lineage: Eukaryota; Metazoa; Arthropoda; Insecta; Diptera; Drosophilidae
Gene: beat-Vb
Exons: 6
Coding region: 257-1339 (360 amino acids)
Source: RefSeq, a predicted model, not a curated record
GAAUGCUAAAAUUUUGACACAAAAAAAAGAGGUAGCAGGACUCGUAGCUUGUUUCAAUUUGUUGGCCUGUUAAUGGCACUUGUCGAUACAGUGACUAUAUACAUAAUCAUAACAGACGAUAGUGCAAAGUAUAAUAUGUUCAAAGAAUGUGCGACCAAAUAUAGAAAUAUGCCGGCCGGAAAGUUUUCGUUUGCGGCUUAGUUAGGCGGCAGGAAGGACCUGAAAGGACAAACACACACACACACACGCGUUUGCAAUGGAGUAUGGGCGCUGGCUGCUGCAGCUGGGCAUAUUAAAUAUGCUUCUGGCUAUGCGACGCAUUCAGUGUCUACUUGUGACUGACAUCAAUGUGCCAGAAAUUGUUGAUUUUCGUGAUAACGUGACAUUAUCCUGCAGCUAUGACAUAAGUGGUCACACGUUAAAUUCGGUUAAGUGGUACAAAAACGACAGCGAGUUUUUUAGAUAUGCGCCGCUAAUGCAGACCGUUUUCCGUAAGUUUCCCGUGCAGGGCAUUCAAUUGAUCGAUAAUAGCUACGAAUGCAAUGAGUCCUCGUGUCGUGUGGAUCUCAAUCUAUUGGGCAUCAAAUCGACGGGCGUCUACAGGUGUGAAGUGUCCGGCGAUGCGCCCCACUUUAAACUAACAGCGCGUGCGGCCAACAUGAGCGUUGAGGCACUGCCCCAAAACAAUCCGCUUAUCAGCAGUUUUCACUCGAUGUAUCGCUUCGAUGAUUUCGUGCAGGUCAACUGCAGCACAGAUUUUUCAAGUCUCUUGACCACGAUCAGCUGGUAUAUAAAUGGCGUCAAGGCGUCCCAGGUGGAUCUGCAGCCCAGCGUGGAGACAACAAUUGCGGCGCACGAUUACAAUCUGAGACGGAUCGUGUCUCAGCUCAAUUUUUAUGCCAACGAUCCGCGUUUUCAUCAGCUGCAAUUGCAGCAACUGCUGCAGCAGCGACAACAGCAGCAGCAACAACAGCAACAGAAACAACAACAACUGCGCGUUAUUUCGCCGGCCCGUCUGAGUCUCGAGCUGCGCUGCGUCGCCGAGAUCGAGAGCUAUCCGCAACUGACGCGGGAGACCAGUAUGCAGGCGCUGCUCUUUCGGGAUGACAUCGAUCUAAAGAACCAGAAGCAGUUCAAGUCGGCUGCACCCCGCAUCGCUUUGCUCAGCGCUCAGCUACUAUUGGCCGCGACAACCGCAGCGGUGGCCGUCAUCGGCACGCAGUGGCUCUUCAGGCCGCUGACAUUUCAAUAUGGCGGACGGAAGUUGACGCGCUGCAAAAUGGCGACGGCAGCGGCAACGACAGCAACAACAGCUGCAACCGUUAGUUUUCACAUUUAAUUCAGUUUUUAUUUUUGUUCUGUUUGUAAACCGUUUUCUAGCUUUAAGCAACUGAAAUGCACGUGAGAAUUUACAACUAAAAUUAUAUCUGAUAUGUGUGUGUAUUAUGCACAUGUGUGUACAUCACUAUGAGAAAAAGAAGAAAAAAAUAAGUACAGAUAAAUCAACCUAAUUUAAGACGCGGCAAGCUAAACUGUGUAAAUAGUCUGUAAGUAUGCGUAUGCAAUACACAAUUAAAAGUC